AGUAAAGGGUCUGUCCUGCUGUUGGUACAGUUUAUUACAGUCAGUCAGUGAGAGGAGCUGGAGUGGUUGUGGAAUGUGAUGUGCACGAAGGUUGUUGAUUUCUUCGCAGUUCUUUUGUUUGCAUGUGCCGAAGAUGACAUUAUGAACUCAGGCUGACUGAAGACAGAUAUUUGCUAUUGGUGCUUGCAACAUCCCAAUCCUUUGAUCGAGAGAAUAUAAAAAAAUAUUCUUGCUCCCUGAUUUGGAGGAGGUUUGGAAAGCAUCCCAGUAGAGUCUCCCCGUGUUCAGCCAAUGGAAAGCAACCUCGCUGAACUUUUCAACUGCGGACGCUUUGAAACGGGAUGCAACGGCCGGUAAAAAUGGCUCCUGUUGACUUUUGCCUGCACUGGAGUCGAUUGGGACAAACAAGUGUGUUACAAUGGUGAUCAUCCUUACCAAGAAACUGGAAAAGAAGAAGGGUGCUGAUGAUGUAACACACAGAGCCUCAAACUCUGAACUGCAUAAUCCAAAGAAGAUGAGUAAAGGGACGACUCUCUUCUCCUGCGGAAUUAUGGAAUGCGACAGUUGGGCAGAGCUCAGUCGGAAGUGUCCCUUCCGGAAGGAGACGGCUGGUGCGAGCCUCGAGUCUCUGUGGGAUGCCCUGCCGGAGCCCUGCCAGGAGAGCCCAGCCAGGGCACUGGAGUCUGGUACAGCCAACGCCGUCACCAGCCUCAUCCGGGACCUGAGCCUGAGCGACACCAAGAGCAGCCCAGCCGCCGCCCCGCCCAGCAAGCGCCAGUGCCGCUCCCUGUCCUUCUCUGAUGAGAUGAGCCCCUGCCGCUCGGCGUGGCGGCCUGUGGGUUCUCGGGUCUGGACCCCUGUGGAGAAGCGGCGCUGCCACAGUGGUGGGAGCGUGCAGCGUAGCUCCAACGGCUUCACUGGCAGCACCAUGCAGCGUAGCUCCAGUUUCAGCCUGCCUGCCCGCUCCAACACCUUCCCCGGCACCGUCUUCUCUCUCGGCUAUGACCAGCCCUGUUUUGGACAGCGCUUUGUCUGCCAGCCCUGGCCAGGCUUCCAGGCCUUGCCUUCCAGCACCGGUAGCGGCCCAGUCAGAGACUCCACCGAGCUGCACAGGUCCCUCUCGCUCUCCCACGAGCAGAUCUCUGCCUUGGAGUACCAGGCCCCAUCGGCCCGGAGCAGCCCAGACUCUACUCCCGAACUGGGGAGACGCACGGGGCCUGGGGGGCUGUCCAGGAGCCGCUCUCAGCCUUGCGUCCUCAAUGACAAGAAGAUCGGGAUGAAGCGGAGGAGGCCCGAGGAGGCCCAGGAGCAGAGGCCGUCCCUCGACCUAGCCAAAAUGACGCAAAAGCUCAGAAAUGUCCAUAGCCUUAGCUGCCCUGGUAUUCCCAGUGAAGACUGUUCCCAAACUAACCAAGUGCCUCCCACUUGCAGUGGUACUAACCAAUAUGAGGCUGACCUCAGACCUGCUGGGGGACCAGAGGAGGGGCCUCAACAGAACACUGAAGAGGGCGGGGCCAACAAGGAGGACCUGUCCAAUGAGGAGCUGCACUUCAGUCCAGACGAGGACGGAGACUCCAAGAAGACAGCAGAGAAUGUGGACGAGUGCAAGAACUGGGAGGCCGAGAGCAGGAAAGCAGGGGAUGCUUUUCAGCUGGGAGGAGAACUGGACAUUGAACAGAUUGAAAGAAACUGAAGCGGGCAAAGUGUUGACUGGUACCCUGAAGAGCGUUGCGGGGUUGUGAAAGUUGCAUGAAGCCCUGAAACUAAGGGAGGGGCUGAUACGGGUGGAAAGCAGGAACAUGCCUCAGUCAAUACAAGGGCUCAGAUACCCUAGUUAAGGAGAUCUUAUUUUGAAACAAGAUAGAUGUACAGAGUUUGGGGCGUGGAAUUCGGCAGAUUUCAGAAGUGCAGCAUGGUUGUGUGGAUCUUCAGCACACUAAAGAGAAGUAUUGUGGAGGAUUAGUGGGGUUACGUGGUGGGGGGGGGGGGGGGAGGGAGUGGGGGGGAUCAUGUUGUUGUACUGGGUCGAGAGGCUUGGUGAAAAAUUUUAAAGGAUUCCCCUGCUCACACACAAAACAAUAGCAGAUGGGGGCUCCCGAGUGGCGCAUCUCGUAAAGGCACUCUGCCUGGAGUGCAGGAUGCGCCCUAUAGCUUGGAGAUCGCCGGUUCGAAUCCAAGCUAUGCCACUGCCGACCAUGGACGGGCGUUCCCAGUGGGUGGCGUACAAUUGGCCAAGCGCUGCUAGGGUGGGUUAGGGGUUAGGUCUGCUAGGGAUUCCUUGGAUCACAGCACACCAGUGACCCCUGUGGCUGUUCAGAGCAGUUCAGAACUGCGUGGUCCUCCAACACUAAGUUCUGGGGGGAAAAAAGCGGAUGGCUGACGGCACUCGUUUCGGAGGACGCAAGUGCUCAUCUUUGUCUCUCUCUCGAGUUAGUUCAGGGGUUGCAGCGGUGAGCCAGGUUGAAUAAUAAUUGGAAAUUCCAGAAUGUUAAUCAGUGAAUGAUUUUGAUGUUGCAACAACCACCGUUGUCCUUCUUUGUCGGGCUCUAUAUUCAAGCAUGGGGAUAGCUGAGCAGAUUGGCUGGAAGAUAACGGAGGUUGUACAGUACGUCAGGCUGGAUAUCUUAAAGUAACAAAGUAACACAGACUGGAUGUAUUAAGCUUUUUCUUCUGAAAACAGACCAAAAACAUUAAGAACUGUUAAUGCUGAAAAUUAUCAGGGCUUCUCCAUGUGCAUCUUGCUCGUUUUGUAACAUUAACUGUUUUUAAUUUCAUUUAAGAAAACAAGUGGUUUGAAUUUCGCAAAACUUCAGUUGAUGUCUGAAGUAAGCAUUGUUUUUUUUUUGUUGUUUUUUUGUAAUAAUGGGUAUGGGGAAUAACGUAAACUGCAGCUGUAGGCAUAUACUGCAGUUUGCCAGUAAAAAAAGGUUAAAUUAAGUUUGCUGAACAUGCAGUUGGGAGGGGAUAUAAACUUACAUUUUUUAUUUUGUUUGGUGAAGCCACCCUCUUAAAAACAAAAAAAACUCACUUUGUUGCAAUCAUGAAAGCAAUGAAAUUGUGCAUCUCUGCAUUAUUUGCAUUUGGAGAUUUAAGUACAAUAAAAAAAAAAAAAAAAAACACUUAACAUAAAAAUGUUACUCUUUUGUGCUUUUGUAUAACCAAGGCAGUACAAAUUUAUAAAAUACACAAAACUUUUCAGUUGAAAAUUAAGAGCUUAGAGUCAAUAAAAGGUCAAAAGAGCUAUUUAUUUAUUUUUCCACUUUUGGACACAAGUAUGGACCAUUGGAGUUGCCAGGAUAUUGAUCGAGAGGAUACCAGGAGGUCACAUGCUGCCCAUCAAAGGGGCGUCUGCCAAUUCCAAGCACAACCAACAGAAGAAAACAAAAGUCCCUGUAUAUCUAACCAAACUCAUGAAGAAUUGUGUUUUCUGCUGUUAAUUAUUAAUGCCAGUAAAAAUAAUUGGCUGAAUAACAUAAAACAAAUUACUACUAUGCUUUAUACCCCUUCACUGCUAAAUAAGAACUAAAAUAACGAAAUCUUCCACAGUACCAUAUAGUCUCCAGCAGUUUGGAGAAACAGAUAGGGAGGGAAUUGUCUCAUUUGUUUGUUGAAGCCUGUUGGGAAGGCAGCAGCAGAGCGUUAUGCAUUGCUCCCUGCAGCUGUUCAUAUUUUGCGAAUGUUCGGGUUAGCCCUGAAACCCUGUGGCAAGACAAGGGGCAUCAAAUUGAGGAACCUCAUUUUACUGCUUUGUGCUGCGAAGGUUUGGGCCUGCUUUGCUGUGCUGUAUAGACUUGUUGCAAUUACAGUCAUUCUUGAGAUGUAUAUCUUAGGAGAGGCCUGAAAUCCCUCCUGAUGAGUUGGCAUUUUAGGGUCAGCUGCUGUUAACUGUAACCCUUUGCUGCCCAGUGUCCAAAAUAUUUAACAUUGAGAAAGUAAGGAUCAAAGAAGUAUGGGAAUAGACCCAGGGCAGUAAAGGGUUAAAAUCGAAUCUGGGGUUUGAAAAGAGAAAAGGCUUUCAGAUGUGAUAUGUGUUCAGCAGUGUGUGUGUUUUAGGAAGUCAGUCGGCACACUUUUACUGUUGAUUUCCUACCACAGUGCUGCUCUUUGUCUCUUACUGAUCUGCUCUUAGUUUUACCGCAGUUCACCUACUGUAUAUAGACCAAAAGUAAAAGACCUCCACACCAGAACCAGGAGAUCAUUAGAGCCCAUAUAGAGCCAAACCCUUUUUAAUACCACCUGCAAAGAUCUAUACGCACCAGUUGAGCUCACAUUGCUAGUUAUUAAUCUAUCUGCUGUACACUUGCUAUGAGGGGGAAGUGGAAAUUGGAGGGUAAAAUCAGCCUUUGUUGUCGUUACACAGGGUUCAACAUGUACAGGAAAUUUAAUUUUGAUUAGGCCGAUAGACUUUUAAGAUUAGGUGAGUGUGGAGUUGUGCAAGAUUGACAUCGCAUUUGUAACUCGAUAAGCUCACCGCUUGUCACAGAAAGAUUAGGCUGCACCCCUAUCUCCUAAGAGACUUUAGUUCUUAACAGAGCAGUAGACAGGGACCCUGGUCGGUGAGGCAUGCUGCAGUAAAACUCUGCCUUGUUUUGGGUGAUACGCAGUUUUCCAGGAGCGCUGUAAGCUUGUUAAAGAAACAAAAUACAUAAGUGCUGAGGGGGAAACCUCCACGCUGUGCGAAAAUAAUCCAUGUGCCAUUUUCAGUGCCAAGGUGUGGCAAUGUUGUCAGAAAGCGUACCACUGUAUACAGUGUUUUCUUUUCCCCAAGGACUGUUGAUACAGCUGCCACCCAAGUGACUCGUGGGGUAAGAAAAUAAGAAACGUUUUCUGUUAAACGAGUCCUCCUUUCUCUGGAAAUAAGAACCCAAAUAAAAUAGGGGAAGCAAUAUGAUGUGGACCCAGCAGGUUGAAAUCAAAACGCUGUGUGUUGAGCGGGUACAGCACAGCUUUAUCUGAAGGAGCUCCCUUCGCAGGAGUUUCCUGUAAACUGACCUGGAACUUCCUGUCCACAGCCAUCCUUGAAGCAGGAAGCCCACAGCCACAGGCAGGCAGAGGAUUAAAGGAAAACUUGGAAUGGCAGCUAACAAGGUGGUAAUUGCAGGACCACUCAAAACAAACAGCUGUGUUUCUAGGUGCUGUUGGUACAGUGGAUGAUAGGUGGGAAGCCAAUGCCGCAAGCUGUUCAUACACACAGGAUUGCCAAAAAUAACAUAGGAGGCGUAUAUAUACAUUUGGGAAAUUAUUGCUAGUAUGUUUGGGAGUAAGGGUCUAAGACUGCUGUAGUGUCACAUACAAAACAGCAGGAGUCUUUGAUACUUUCGCUAGCUUUCGUCUAAAACAUUUUAAUGAUGCAAUGCACUUUUACUCCAAAUACCGGUAGAUGUUUAGUUUUUGUCAGUCUGCAGUCAGCAGGGCCGGAUUACAGGACGUGGGGGCCCUACGCUAACACGGCAUGUUAUUGGCAUAUUGGUUAAUCCGGCCCUGUGUUAAGGACAGAGAGAGUGAGCAGAGUGGAGCGAGCCAAUUGUAUAUGGAGCGGGGGAGCGGAGCACAGAGUGGACAUUUCCAGCCCGCUCUUUCACAGCACUGAGAAGAACUGACCACGGUUUUAUUUUAUUUAAUUAUUUAUUUUUAUUUAGUCGUUGCCAAUUAAUUUUAUUAUUUUCUCCCAAUUUGCCAAUUGAGCGCCGCCCCCUGGAAGCUCCCGUCCUCGGUCGGCAAAGGAAUAGCCUGGACUCGAACUCGCGACGUCCAGACUGUAGGGCACAUCCUGCACUCCACACGGAGCACCUUUACUGGAUGCGCCACUUGGGAGCCCCGCUUUUAUUUUUCUUAUAUACAGGUUUGGCCAUGCAGUUUGCACAACAGAAAAAAAGGACAAAUACAAACGCAGUCACUGUACAGUAUUUUCCAUCAUGCCUGUGCAUGGUAACCAUUCAUUUUCCAGUUUCAAACCACAAUUAGGCACUUUUAUCGUUUGCAAACUUGAAUUGCAUUUAAAAAAAAACAAAAACUUUCAUAUUCAAUGUGAUUGGCAUUGCUCUUUAUAAUUCAUUAUGGAGGGAAAAAUACAUAUUCUCCCGAUUGUGAUGCUGCCAUAUAGAAAUGUGAGAAAUGUCAUCAGUGUGUCCCAUCUGUGUGCGCUAAUUUGAUACGGAUCAUAUGCAAAGUUUGAAAUAGGUGAUAUUUAGGAAAUAAGGGUUUUUGUAAAAUGUCCCAAACAAACAGCGACCUCACGGGGACCCCAAUUCUGCUGGGGGCCCUACGCUAUAGCAUAAUUUACGUCUCGGUUAAUCCGGCCCUGGCAGUCAGCAUGACACGUGUGGGUCAAGUUGCUGUUUAGAAUGCAGCAUUUACUGGAGAACAUUUGAAAAUGUGCCAAACUACUGAAUGACAUUGUCCUGGUUUAAGAAAUGGUGGAUGGUGCUAAGCAAGUUGGUAAAACUUUUUCUGUUGCGCUGACAGAUCCUUAGAAAACAAGUGGUGACAAUUCAGAUGCCACCCCUGGUACUGGAGAUAUAAGAACAGGUUCAUUUCAGUAGCUCAGUGCACUGAAACGGUACAGAUAAAGCAAGGGGAUCUGUUGUCUUGUACAGCACUUGCAAAACAUCAGCCUGUGGGAAGGGAGGCAGGCAUAUGGCUUAGAAUGUCAUAUUGCACCACGUUCAGAUCUCUGUAGGCUGCAGUUAGCAGACCUUCUGUAUAUGAUUAGGAUAGGGGUUGACCACACAACAGUGUGACAGAUGCAUAUCAAAUACAUUCUAUUCACAGUACUGCAUUGCCUUGUAUCCUGAGGUGCUGGGCUGGUGGCUAUCGUAAUGACAGUAUGUGAAUACUUGUUCCUGAAGAAUACUUGUUCCUGAAGAAUUCUGAAGAAUCUUUUUGCUUCAUUAAAGCUGGUGAAAGCUAACACCAAAGGACCACAGCAGUUGUUUUCAUUACAAUCAGUCUUUAAAUAUAAAUUAUAAUAUAACAGGGCCGGAAUUUAAAACAUGCUAUGGUUACCACUGAAUUAAAAAAAAAAAAAAAAAAAAAAAAAAAAAUAUUGGCAACGAUUAUUAUUGUAACUAAAAAAUGUUGACGUGGGAUGUGCUUCCCACAGGAUCUGAGGCCUGCCUCUUAUGUGUACUGGAUAGCAAUGCAGACUGAAACUUUAUAGCAAGGACCAGGUUGGAACAAAAAGUGGACUAGAAUGGCUCACUGGAGACACUGAGCAGCUCUGGAGUGAAAUUGAAUCAGUAUUUGUGUGUGGUGAGAAAGGGAGAGAAAGUGAAGCACCAUGGGAUACUUGACAUUCCACAAGAAAAACGUGACCUCAUCUGAACAGUGUGUAACCUCUUUCAGCACAGAGCCCUGUACAUUAUACACCCUGCCGUAUCCAGCUUAUGCGCCCAGACAUGAAGGCGACUGCUGCCAACUGAGACUGGAGAUUGCCAUUGAGGGAGAUGGGGGCAACAUGUGUAGGGUCAGUAGCAGCAAUAGCAUAACCAACACUGCUGUAUAACCAGUUGGCCUUGUUAGAAAUAUAAUAUACCACCAUAUAACCGGUAACAUUAGAAACUGCAGCCUGCCAGCUUGUGUCGUGUGCAGCAUUCUGCAGCAAUUCAUCAAGUAAGAAAAACAAGCAGCGACCUUAAACUAUUAUUCCAGGUAUCUUAUUGUAAACGAUUAAAAACAAGCAAACAAAAAGAAAAUACAAAUAUUUAAAAGUUUCUGAUAUCUGAAUGUACAUGUGGUUUCUUUCAACCUGCUAAUCUGUUCAUGUAGAGAUCUGCUUCAUAUAUGUCUGAUUUCUCUGUAACCUGAGAUAGCACAAAGGCUGGAAUUAAGUGACAAUUGUAGUUCUAAAGCAAAUGUUGACAAUCUUGGCUUAUCCAGCCUAUGACAUUGCCGGACUGUGUUCCAAGCAGUUCCUUAAUUUUUUAAAUGUAUCUUAAUGAUCAAGUAAUUAAUUAAAGGACCUGGUUGGAACAAAGUCAUGCAAUGGAAUGGUUUAUAAGAGCCAAGGCUGCCUACCUUUGCGCUAUAAAUAUAUGUUAUUUAAUCACGCUAUAGGAAAAAAACUAAUUGGAUCAGCAAUAAUUGAAUUACUAAGUUUGGUGAAUAAAAUUAAAAUAAAAAGAUCAGCAACAAAACAGAACCUGCAAAGCCUCCAAGCUACUCUAAAAAUCCCUGAGAGAUAUGCACUACCUCCCCUGAAUUCUAUACAGCAGGUAAGGCGAGACCUGGGAGGAGAGUGGGCAGACCAAAUUGAAGCGCUAAUAGUGGCCUUUGAAGCUGCAGUUGAGAUUCCACCUUCCUUCAGCACAUCAUCCUUUGGUUUCCAUCUGAAGCACACAGCACUAAUGCAGCAGAUCAUUUCAUCUCGGAGUGGCAAAAUCUCUACCUGUUUAAAUAUAAGCCUGUGAUGAUGAUGGGACACUCCAGUGAAAAGGGUGUCAGCAGGUGUGCCGUGGGGUGAUGUCUUAUCACAGGGAAAGUUUUGAGUGAAGCCAUGCCUUCCAUAGAGUUCAAACGGAACUCGAGAGAUAAAGACGAUUGUUGAAUUACCGUCAUAUCCUGAAGUUGACAAUAGCAUUUACAUGUACUGUGUGCGGGGGUGGGGGAGAAGUGUGACAACUAGUUGAGGAUUAUAGCACAGCCUUGAUGUAGUUUGGGGAAUUCAUUUUUUGCCAAGUCAGUGAGUUAACGAGGUCGUUUAUGUGCAGAACUGUGAAACACAUUAAACAGCUCCUCAGAAACAAAUCCAGCUAACCCUUUGACAUGAAAAUUUAACGUGUCGGAAAGAGCACUUCUGGAAAGCACUAGAUUAUAGCGUUAAAUGUCAUGUUCAAGGCUGAAAUUCAUCCAUAAAAUGAUUGGGACAUAUGUAACAGAUGGGAUUGAGAAACCCUGAGUAGCUCCAUUGAAUAGAUAAUGAUGUAGAAAGUCAAGUUCCCUCCACACUUUCCUUUUCACUCACCUUGAAAGAACCACCUCAGUUGAAAUGUCCAAUGUACUUCAUUGUAAUUCAGUGUAGUACAGUGUUACAGCAAUAUUUGUGAAGGUAGGAGUAAAACAUGCAUGCUUCAUAAGUCUUCAUGAAGCCUGUAUGAAUGGAUAUCAGGUUGCCAGGCUCUUCUAUAUACAUUUAGAUUAUUAUCCAAACAUGUCUGCAGAAUUGUUUGAGUUAUGAAAAAGGUUGUUGGAUUAAUCAUGGUUGCCAGCUUCUGGGGUCAGCCCUGGAAGUUCUCUUCUGGCCAUUUAGGAACCCCAAAAAUAAUGGAUCUUUCAGUGAAUCAAGCCUCUUUGGUUGGUAACCUAAAUUGGGGUUUUAAAGCAACAAAUGCAAUAUCAGAUGUAUUUCAAUGGCCCGUAUAUUGACCUGAGACUAAGGAAUAACCUUGAGAACUGGGUAUAUAUUAUUGUAUCUGUAUAUCAUGUGAAUUCUUUGGGUUACCUCUGAGGCAGCUACUGUAUUUAAGUCACCUUAUUUUAAUAAUACUGUUAAUACUUGUUCUGUUGAAAUUUAUGUUUUAUAUGGUGCAUUUUCAGCCUCGUAAAAAGGAAAGUUGUGUUCUUCUUGAGGUAUUUGUAUUCUCUUUUCCUGGCAGUACUGCAUUCCUGCAAUUAAUAUUUAACAUUUUAAUUUAAAUUGUAUCAACCAUUCAGUUCCAUUUGGUAAAAGUUUGGUAUUUUAGGUUUGAAUAAUCUUUUCAGCAAAGAACUAGCACAAAUAUAUCCCAGUGUAGAACUGCCUCUCUCUUGCAUUUCAUGGACCUCUCGCAAUUACAAGCAUGACGCUUUUGUUUAAAUUGUAUUUACUUGUCUUGCUUUCCAAUUUCUCUAUUGAACAUCAAUGUCAAUGACUUUUGCUGUGGGUUUCAAUCGAUCAAAUGGUCCCAGUAGAUGGAACAGGUGCAUUCACCAAUGUACAUGAACCAGUAGGAUACAGUAAAGACUUUCUAAUCAGAAUUGGAAGUCUUAUAUCCUGGUUUACUUCUGAUAGCCAUUAAAAGUCAGUUCAAAUCUUUAUCUGUCAGCCACAAUUCACUGGAUACACCAUACAUACAAACCCUGUGUUUAAUAUAUUGCCUUAGAUAAAGUGGGCUGAGUAACAAAGAAAAUCCAUACAUGUUAAAUAUACAUUACUUAUUUAUGAUGGGUUGUAAAAGUACCAUAACUUUAGUAAUUCAUCACCAGGUAUGGACAGAUUGCAUCAAAAGUGUUCACGAUAGGGAAAUGAAGGCUCCUGUGUGACUGGUUUCUUAAUAUGCAAUAGCAGUGUUUAUAAAAGCAAACAGUACAGGGUAUAGUUUUACUGACUUCACUCCAAUGUUAGUUUAUUGUAUUUGUCGAUGAAAAUAAGGGAGGCUAUAAAUAACUGCUGGAGGGAGACAACAGCAGGAUUAAUAAAGCAGUCUCUGUUUACUGUACAUCCAUCGCUCUUUAGAUCAUUAAAUUGACGCCUACAUAUCCUUGCUCAUAAAUGUUAUACAUUUUCUGCAUCUCAAUACACCCUGCCAGAUUUAUAUUUAUUGGUCCCUAUGUGUGCUAGGUUUUACAUGCUGAAAAACAUGGGUAACCAGGGGACAAUGAAAAGGUAAAGUAUUAAAUAUGGUGCAUAUGGUACAAUAGCUGGCUGACAGGGUUUUACAAGUCAUUAAUGCAAGCACCUAUCUUGUCAAAGCCACCCAGAUCCCCCAUUACUUCUCCAGUGCAAUGCAUUUUACAGGCCAGAUAUGUGGGGUUUGCAAUGUAUACAGUUUAUAAAAAGAAAUGGAGUAUGUUUGCUGGAAGCAUUGAAGAGGCUGGGGAGGAAUGGGAGCCAGAAGUAUACACAGAGCAGAGUUAUCCCUUUCUUGUCGGUGUUAAUGAAGAGGUAUCUGACUUUGUUUGAAGGACGGUGUUCAUGUGGUUCACUGCCUGCUUUGUUUUUUUAACACGCAUGUGACAUUUAUUACAGCAUUCAAAGUCUUGUGAAAGGUGGCAUAGAAGAAUAGUUUGCUUUUGAAUAAAGCAGUAUUGGAGGAGGGGGGGGUGUCAGUAACUACUGCUGUCCAAUGAUAAGCAAUCAAGUAACCGUGUUCAGUGGGUUUAUACCAGUUAUUAUGGAGCUCCUAUUUGCCCCAUAAUGCCAUUCCACCAGCACUAGCAGAAUAUAAAUAGCAUGGUCUUGUAACUACAGUAUGGCUUCUGACUAGACUGAUACUGGAAAUGAGAAGCACUGUAUGCGUUCUGUUAGAGGGCUAUGAUGCAGCAGGUUUGCUUGAGCUAAUAGCCAUUUCCUGCUCUUGUCCUUACAGUUAUAACUUCUGUAGCCCUAUCGAAACAGCCAAAGCAGAAGGCACACUAUAAUUUUGUCAAGCUCAAACAGCUGUUCUAUUCCUGGGAAGGGUGAGGGUUCAAGUGGAAGUUCAUUGUCGGAAUGAUUUAUUAUUUCAUUGUGGGUAUGGGCUAUUUCAGUCCACACAUGGAUCAGAUGAAUUGAAUACAAAACUACUGUACCGUACGCACUUCUGCUACGUGUCAGCAGCUUGACUUGAGUACAAACCCUGCAAAACAAAGACUUUGAGUUAGCAGCUUGACUUCAGGAAAUGAAUUAGCUCAUAGCAGUCAGUGGCAGGAGAUGCAGUUUGUUUGAGCGUACAAUGCAGAGUACAAACCCUGCAAAAACUAUUCUUCGGCAGAGAUAUUACUUAAAGCUGAAUGUUUUAAAGCCCAGCCUCUAAUUCAGUGUCAAUGGCCCUUAACACAAGCAGCAGUAUGGUCUCUCAGGAAUUUGCUUGUUACUUUUAAUAUGUAAAUAAAUGUUGUUUCAGUAACACUGGCAUGCCAUGUGCUUAAUUCCUUUUCACCUCCAUUUUGCUUCCAGAUAUACAGUAUGUACAUGUGCAGUGCGUCUGCUGAACUAAGAAAGAAAACAAGGCCAGGUGUCUGAAGAAGAGUGGCCGGAUCAGCCAGACAGUGAGAGUAUUCAUCUCCACAUCCUUUAUCAAUUAAUCUGCAUGACACUGUGGUUUACAUUCUUGAUUGGGUUCCAGAUCCUAUUUCAUACUGAAAAGACAAAGCAUUGAAUUCCUGUGUAAACGCAGUGUGGUAAAAUAGUCUGCAAGGCCAUCCUCCUGCGGUCAUCUGCCAGUCUUGCACCUUUAUUGCAGAAUGAAGUGUUUGGAACAGGACUAGUUUUUCAGUUGUCAGCAAGAUGGGAUUAUUUUCCUUUGGGGGCUACUGAGCGGCAACGUGUUUUAUUUGGAAUUAUCCGAGCGCUCUUUGCGUUAUGAAUGCAUGUGGUUCUAACGCAGGGCAUGUGUUCGGCGAGAGCAACUGAAAAAGGCCACGAUUGUACAGCUAUGGCCAGACGUUUAGCAUCACCCUAUAGAGUUAACUAAAUUUGCAUCAUAAAGUCGAUAAAACCCUCUGAAUAAUGUUACGUUAACAUAUUGAAUUGCAUACUGCUUUGUAGUUUUCCAUAUGCUUAACGAAAAACUGACAAAUUAAAAAAUGUGACAUUUAAAAAUCUAACAUGAAAUACUGUAUUACUGUUAUGGCUUCCGGUAGACUUCUGCAAUAUCAUUUUGUUUCUUUGAUUACAUGAUGUUUAAAUAAAAGUUCUAAAUGAUGUUA
Molecule: messenger RNA, 12606 nt
Organism: Acipenser ruthenus (sterlet)
Lineage: Eukaryota; Metazoa; Chordata; Actinopteri; Acipenseriformes; Acipenseridae
Product: protein FAM53B-like
Exons: 8
Coding region: 419-1693 (424 amino acids)
Biological process (GO): protein import into nucleus; positive regulation of canonical Wnt signaling pathway
Cellular component (GO): nucleus
Source: RefSeq, a predicted model, not a curated record